Cyprinus carpio (common carp) is the source of this 1998-nucleotide messenger RNA. RefSeq lists its product as uncharacterized. The transcript is spliced from 3 exons. The coding region runs from base 264 to 1016 and encodes 250 amino acids. NCBI's taxonomy places the organism in Eukaryota, Metazoa, Chordata, Actinopteri, Cypriniformes, Cyprinidae. The record is from RefSeq and is a predicted model, not a curated record.
GUCAUUUCUUUCUUUCAGUGAACAAACCUGUGAAGACAAGAUGAUACAGAACAAGAUUCAACUCGUUGUUUUUCUCGGUGAGUGUUAGUGAAAGAAACUGAUGUCAGAUCAGAGGUUUAGAUCAGCUUAACACUGUUGAUUUUCCUGCAGCAGGAAUCCUGUCCAAGGCUUCAUGUGACCUGUAUCGAAUCGUCCUGAUCGAAGAUCCAAAGACAUGGACAGAAGCCCAAUCCUACUGCAGAGAGAAAUACACGGAUCUGGCGAUGGUUCAGAGCGAUGAAGACAGAGCCAAACUAAAGGAGGCAGCAAACGCUGUGAACUUUCAGUCUGUGGCCUGGAUUGGUUUCUACAGAUUCAUUUGGGGUUGGUCGUAUCAAAACACACCGAUCAGCUAUGAGAAGUGGAAACCUUUGGAGCCAGACUUGUCCAACACAAAUGAGGCCUGUGGGUUUGUAAAUCAGUUGGGAAAAUGGGCUGACAGAUUAUGUACUGAGCUUGACUACUUCUUUUGCCAGAUUGAUAGACAGGACACACUUCAGGACAAGUUUAAGUACAUUGACAUGGUCAUGAACUGGCAUGAUGCUCAAAUUUACUGCAGAACACACUAUGUAGACCUGGCCACCAUUACAGACGACACAGAGAACACGUUCCUCGCAAACAUACUUUUUAACAUGGGACGCUACAAUACUUGGAUCGGCCUGUACAAGAACCAAUUGGGAAACGAGGAUUGUGUGACAGCCAGUACUGAAGUACUGAUGGCUGAUGACUCCUGCUUGACUCCACUGCCUUUCUACUGCCGCGAAAACAGAAAAAUACAACGUGUGAGAUUCACAGUCAAAUCAGAUGGAGAUCUGGACGAGUCUUCAGUGAUGGAGGCCAUAGAGAAGAAGAUGAAGCAGAUCCUCUCAGAUCAAGACAUGGAAAUCACAUCCAGCAUAAAAUGGGGUGUCCAACCUGAUGGGAAGAUCUUCCAGCAGCAGAAAACACAAGAAAACACAGAAAACAAGAGGUGUUAAAUCCAAUGAAACGCUACAAUCUGAUACAAGCGAUAACUUGUCCAAACAUUAAUGAAUCUUUAAGGAAAAGGCAUUCAUAAUAAAUUAAGGAUGUUCAACACCAUAACAUGUGAUUAAUACAGUCAAUGCAUUGUAAAUUAUAAAAUAAUGAUGGAAUAUAUAUAAUACACAUUAUUUAUAUCAGUUUGGUAUUUGUUAACAUAUAAAUCUUUAAAAAUAUCAGGCAAAAAAUUUGCUUACGUCUAUUAAGUACAGCAAUUUUUCUUUAAUCUAUGUUUGAUAUGCUGUGCAAUCGAUUAGAAGGCUGAACUGACUCAGGAUAACAUGCGAGCACAGCGUCGCGCAAUUAAACGCUGAGAUCUGCAAUUUCUAUUAAUGAAACCUAUUAAAAAAUAACUUUCUUCCUCAGUACUUUUCCUGUUGUUUUCCACGACAAGUAGCUAAAUAUUUUGGUAACACUUUAUGUACCUUAUUUUUUAACGUGGAAGUAAGCCAUUUUCUGUGAAUAUGCAAGACUUCCGGGUUCAUUAACCGCUGAAGGGAAAUAAUGAGAAGAAUAACAAAGUGCAGUAAAUGGUAAAAAUGUUUGCACUACAAACCAGUGUAUUCAUAAUUAAAACAAUACAUUAAAACAAUAUGGCAAGACACACCAGUUUGGAAUAUCAAGCAUAUCAAAACUAGCUGUUUUGUACAGCUAAAAAUAGCUGGACGCGGAAGAGACCAGAAGCCCCGCACAUAAAGUUUACGAAUGUCCAGAAAAAAUAAGGUGGAUAAAGAACAAUUCUCAAUAUUAACUAGAAUGCAUUUUACUUGCAUAUUGGCUCUUUAUUAGUACUUAUAAAGCACAUAUUAAUGCCUUAUUUUUCAUGACCACAUUCUAGAUCAAUUAAUCCUACCCCAUACCUAAACUUAGCAACUACCUUACUAACUAUUAACCCUUUAAGCCUAAUUUUCUUAAUGUAGAAAGUUUUCUAUCAAACAA